AUGACAACAAAGCGUCGUAAUCACGGGAGAAAUAAAAAAGGUCGUGGACAUGUUGUAUCAGUUCGUUGUACAAACUGUGGACGUUGUACACCAAAAGACAAAGCUAUUAAAAAGUUCGUAGUAAGAAAUAUGGUUGAAACUGCGGCUGUGCGAGAUAUUGCUGAAGCAUCCGCAUACGAUUCUUAUGCGUUACCAAAACUAUAUCAUAAGCUACAUUAUUGUGUGUCAUGUGCAAUACACAGUAAAGUCGUGCGAAAUAGAUCGAGGGAAGCACGUAGAGAUCGAAAUCCACCACCACGUUUCGGCCAACGCGCAACAGCUGGAAGUGACAGGUUUCCUCGGCCAUCAGGUCAAAAUCGCACUUGA
This is a messenger RNA of Dracunculus medinensis (Guinea worm), 366 nucleotides long. Lineage: Eukaryota; Metazoa; Nematoda; Chromadorea; Rhabditida; Dracunculidae. The record is from the annotation of a GenBank genome assembly.